Molecule: messenger RNA, 2472 nt
Organism: Cuculus canorus (common cuckoo)
Lineage: Eukaryota; Metazoa; Chordata; Aves; Cuculiformes; Cuculidae
Product: gastrula zinc finger protein XlCGF26.1-like
Exons: 3
Coding region: 228-2006 (592 amino acids)
Biological process (GO): regulation of transcription by RNA polymerase II
Molecular function (GO): RNA polymerase II cis-regulatory region sequence-specific DNA binding; DNA-binding transcription factor activity
Source: RefSeq, a predicted model, not a curated record
GUGAGUCUGGACCUCAGAGUCCUCGUUUCUCCUUGCCCCUAUGCCAUAGGGAGACAAUGGACAUGGAGAAGAGUCCAAAGCUCACCAGGUGCAGUGCAGCACUUCCAGGCACCCAUCCAACAUUUCCUGAGUCAUAUUUUUUGCCACCCUUCCUUCCCCGGCACCCUCUGUUCAUACUGAAAAUGUCAGCAUAUCAAAUUCUCUAAGACUCAUUUUGGAGUUUGAGAAUGCAAUCAUCCUUGAUCAGUCCAGGGCAACACAACGGAGUGAUCUCCAUCAACCGUGUCCCUGCCCAGCCCGGUGCUGCGAUCCCGGGUCCCUUCCCAGCCCCGAUGCUCAAUCCCGGCCCCUCAGGAAGAGGCGGAACCCGUGCUGAGAAACCAAUCCUGCAACGCAAAUGCUUCCCCUCCAACCGGUUCUUUCCGGAGCCGCAGGCAGAGGGGGUCGUUGGGAGGCGAGGCGGCGGCUCUUUCUGUGCCGCCUUCCUUCUGCUGCGAGCAGCAGGGAUCGAGAUGGCGGGACCGUUCGAGGAGGUGGCCAUCUACUUCUCCCGCAAGGAGUGGGCAGAGCUGUCGGGCUGGCAGCGGCGGCUGUACCGGGAGGUGAUGCUGGACACCUAUGAGAUGGUUGCCUCAAUAGGCUGGGCCACCAUCAAGCCAGAGAUCAUCUUCAAGCUGGAGCACGGAAAGAAUCCAUGCAUGCCAGACCCCCGUGUGGUGCAGAGGAGGCACCGGAGCCCUGUGCGAGGUGCAUCGCGGGUGUCUGUGGGAAGGACCAGGUCCAGAAGCAGGCACCGGGAAGUCUCAUCUGUUAGGGAUUUGAGUGGUAGCCAGGGGAACCUGUCAGGACACCCUCACCUCCAUGACAUGCCGGCCCCUCAGCUGCUGGAGGAGAACUCAUCCACACGUCCUGAGUGCAGCAAGAACUUAAGGAGCCAGACUGCGCUGGCUACGCACGAGCAGAGACAUACCGGCGAGCGGCCCUUCAACCGUGCUGACUGUGGCAAAAGAUUGAGCCAGAGCGGCAAGCUGACCAAACAUAAGCGCAUCCGCACCGGCAAGCGCCCCUUUGCCUGUGUUGACUGUGGCAACAGCUUCAGCCGGAAGGAACACCUGAUCAACCACCAGCGGAUACACACCAGUGAGCGGCCCUUUGCCUGCGUGGAGUGCAGCAAGACCUUCACCCGGAAGGGCUCCCUGAUCAGGCAUCAGCGUGUCCACACUGGCGAGCGCCCUUUUGCCUGCACGGAGUGUGGCAAGUGCUUCAAUCAGAAGCAACAAGUGAUCAACCACCAAUAUGUCCACACCGGCAAGCGCCCUUUUGCCUGCAUGGAGUGUGGCAAGUGCUUCAAUCGAAAGGAACAAAUAAUCAACCACCAGCGCAUGCACACUGGCAACCGUCCCUUCAGCUGCACAGACUGUGGGAAGAGGUUCCUUGUGAAGAGCUCCCUGAAUAGACAUAAGCAAAUCCACAGCGAUACGAAUCACUUUUCCUGUGAUGAAUGUGGCGAGGGCUUCAGAACAAAGGCAUUCCUAGUCGCCCACCAGGAAAUCCACACCGGUGCGAAGGCCUUUCCCUGUCCUGACUGUGGCAAGAGCUUCAACUGGAAGGGCUCCCUGGAUAGGCAUAAGCUAAUCCACACCGGCGCAAAUCAGUUUUCCUGUGCUGAAUGUGGCGAGAGAUUCAGAGCAAAGUCAUCCCUAAUUGCCCACCAGGAAAUCCACACCGGUAAGAAGGCCUUUUCCUGUGCUGACUGUGGCAAGAGCUUCAACUGGAAGGGCUCCCUGCUCAGCCACAGGAGCAUACACACAGGCGAGCGCCCCUUUGCGUGCACCGAGUGCGGCAAGAGCUUCCGCCUGAAAAGCCAUCUGCUCUCCCACCAGUAUGUCCACAUCACCAAGAAGCCUUUUGCCUGCACCAACUGCAGCAAGAUAUUCACCCUAAAGCAACACCUGAUGAGACAUCACUGCAUCCACACCAGCAAGAAACACCAGCAGGUGCAUUGAAGCCUCUGGGCUGUGUGGCAGGGCGACUGGCAGGAGGAGGGGUGUCUGUCCUGUGCAGCGGGGUGGACACAGGACAAGUCCUUAGGGUGAGGGGACUGCAAGAAUCAGAUAUGGUGAUGCAAGAAGUAGUUAGUAUUACAAAAAGUGGAAUAUUUUGAUUUAAGCUAAAGUAGAGUUUAGUUUCGUCUCAGUAAUUGUGUUUUUUGGAAGUUAGGUAGAAUGUCCCUUUGAUAGCGUGCGAGUUUUUUUUUAAACGGUAUUUUUCCAGACACUGUAUUCUUUGAAGAUGGUAAUGUCUUGUGCCCAGUGUGAUGUGUGCUGUACAGAUGUCUCUUCUUCUGUAAUCACCUCUGUUUGGAGUCUUUCCCUAUCUCAAAGGCAAGGUCAAGCAGAGAGCUGAAGCCAGCUCCAAAUUAGCAAGAGUUUUGAUUAUUGACAAGUUUCAUGAUAACAUUAAAAUGAGUCC